AUGUCGUCUGAAGCAGGAUCCAAGCAAGAUGCCCGAGUUUCGGAGAGACGACGCCGCAACCGAGUCGCUGUCUCCUGCUUCAGCUGUCGGUCGCUGAAGACCAAAUGUGAUGGACGGAGGCCCAUCUGCUCGACCUGCGAACACAAUGGACGGAACUGCGUAUACAUGCAGCGAGGCAUCUCCGGUGGCCCCAGCAACACGGUGGUCGUGGAGCAAGAUUACCUGAAAGCGCUCGAGCAACGCCUGGAAGCUCUGGAGAGCAGGUCGAGGCUCGACUCGUCGACUCAAAGCACGCCGAUUGAGCGUAAUGGGCCCCCUUCAGGCUAUCGACAUGGCGUCCGGCACCCGCCAUCAUCCCUCAACGCUUCGGCAGCUGCCUCCUCUGCCAGCAGCCACACGUCCACCGUUGUGGCUGACGCAGACGUGUCCAUGGGCGGGGUGUCGUUCACACAGCUCAUCCUGAACGCCUUGCACGGCCAUGAAAGCGUCAAGGCGUACUCGCGAACCAUUGACAACGACGUCCGCGAACAAGAGUCCCGCCUCACCGAGGAGGACCUGUACACCCUGCCAGCCAGUGCGGGUGAGCUGCUGACCCAGUUCUUCACGCUCCGACACCCGCUGUCGCCUGUCUUCCACGUCCCGAGUAUCCGGCCGCUCUUCGACGCGGCCCUCCGCUGUCCCCCGGACCAGCGGUCCCACCACAAGUCAAUCUUCGUCCUGCUGAACAUGAUCUUUGCCAUCUGCACAUCACACUGGGUCAUCGACGCCCAGGGCAACCCUCGUGCGGCACGCAGACACUACGACAUCGCCAUGUCGCUCAUCCAGCCGAACCUGCUCAGAGAUUGGCGACUGGAGCACGUGCAGGCGCUCCUGAUCGGGGCGAGGUACCUACAGGGCUCGAGCUGUGCGAAUGAGUGCUGGAACAUUCUUGGCCUGGCCAUCCGCAUUGCAUAUGGCCUCGGUCUUCACAGAGAUCCACCGGACACGGAUCCUCAUCCGUUACGGGAGACGAAGAGACGCGUGUGGUACGCGGCGUACACGUUGGACGUGCUGCUCAGCAUGAUCUAUGACCGCCCCUCCAUGAUCCGUUCGGAUGAGUGCUCGGUCAGUCUGCCGACCGACUUGGAUGACGAAUAUAUCCAGAGCGCCCCGAUGCCGCGACCGCCCUCGUCCAUGUCAUUUUCCAUCGAGGUGAUCAAACUGUACCGUAUCAUCGAGGCCUUCAAGUCCCAGCUGAAGGGCAGCGUGGACAGCGGCCGGAAGGUCGUCGAGCUGGUGAUGCCCCUGGACGAGCUCCACCGGAAAUGGUACCGAUCACUGCCGGCGCACCUGAUCCUCGACUACCAGGCCCCCAAGGAACAGCCCUGGAUCCUCGCCCUGCGCGGGAACAUGGUCAAGAUUCUGAUCCAUCGGCAGUCGCUGACGGUGUCUCUGCGCGGGCUUUUGGAACCUCAGGACGUGGAGGAUUCGGUGGUGAGCCACGCGUUGCAGUCCAGUCGCGACACCUGCAUUAGCGCCGCAAUGGAGAGCAUCGAUAUUGUCGCGUUGAGACACGAACACACCAAGAACACCAUGGGUUUGAACUGGUUCAACAUCUAUUAUUUAUUCAACGCAGUCAUUGUCCUGGUCUCCCACGUGAUCGAACCGGCGUACCACAAUGACCGCGCCGCGCUCUCCAAAGUCGACACGGCGCUACGCAUGAUCCAAACCAUGUCGCACGACCAUGCCUUCGCUCAGCGCGCCUACACCUUCGUGCAGCAGCUUCUCGGGUACAUGCACCCGGCCACCGUCGCCGCAACGGCCGCCCAGCAGCAGCAGCAACGGAACCACGACGCUAUUCCGCCCCUGCAUCCUGACCACGGGGGACAGUUGCCGCUGCCACAACAGCCGCCACAGCCGCCACAGCCACUGCAGCACGAGCACGAGCACGAACACGGCAACGUCGAGCCCAUCCCCAGCCUGCACACCCUCUACGGAUUCACGCAGGACCUGACCGACAACCUGGUGAAUUACCUGGACACCUUCGACAACUCGGGCUUUGCGGACGAGCCGUGGUCGUCGACGACGACAACGAACGACCAAAACAACAUGCAUAUGACGGGGUUCAGUAACGUUAUGUAG
This is a messenger RNA of Fonsecaea erecta, 2121 nucleotides long. RefSeq lists its product as hypothetical. Gene Ontology annotation, biological process: positive regulation of transcription from RNA polymerase II promoter by galactose; DNA-templated transcription. The transcript has 3 exons. Bases 1 to 2121 code for a protein of 706 amino acids. Gene Ontology annotation, molecular function: RNA polymerase II cis-regulatory region sequence-specific DNA binding; zinc ion binding; DNA-binding transcription factor activity, RNA polymerase II-specific. Gene Ontology annotation, cellular component: nucleus. Lineage: Eukaryota; Fungi; Ascomycota; Eurotiomycetes; Chaetothyriales; Herpotrichiellaceae. The record is from RefSeq and is a predicted model, not a curated record.